This is a messenger RNA of Chaetomium fimeti, 936 nucleotides long. Its product is annotated as NADP-dependent oxidoreductase domain-containing protein. The annotation marks the transcript as partial. The record is from RefSeq and is a predicted model, not a curated record. Gene Ontology annotation, cellular component: cytoplasm. NCBI's taxonomy places the organism in Eukaryota, Fungi, Ascomycota, Sordariomycetes, Sordariales, Chaetomiaceae. The transcript has 2 exons.
CCAUGUCCAGGCUUCACCUGGCGCCCCGACCCGACCCCCCACGAGCAAGCUUUCGAGGCCAUGCGCGCGGCCCUCGAUAAGGGCAUGAACUUCUGGAACGGCGGCGAAUUCUACGGCACGCCCGAGUGCAACUCCCUGACUCUCCUGGAGGCCUACUUCGCCAAAUACCCCGAGGACGCCGACAAGGUAGUUCUCAGCAUCAAAGGCGCUGUCGGGCCCCACGGCCCCGACGGUUCGGCCGAGGGCAUCCGUCGUUCCAUCGACAACAUCCUCAAGCUGCUCAACGGCCGCAAGAAGCUCGACGUUUUUGAGUGCGCCCGCCGUGAUCCCAAGGUAUCCAUGGAGGAAACCUUUGGCGCCAUGCAGGAGUACAUCGACAAGGGUCUGCUGGGCGGCAUCUCGCUCAGCGAGGUGUCCGCGGCGACCAUCCACGAAGCUGUCAAGCACACCAAGAUCGUCGCCGUCGAGGUCGAGCUGAGCAUAUUCAGCCCCGACGUCCUCACCAACGGUGUCGCCGCCGCGUGCGCGCAGCACGACAUCCCACUCGUCGCGUAUUCGCCCAUCGGGCGCGGCAUCCUCGGCGGCAACCUGCGCACGCCCGCCGACCUCCCACCCCUAAUCCGCACCUUCCCGCGCUUCUCCGCCGAGAACUUCCCGGCCAACCUCGCGCUCUACACACACGUCAACGAGCUGGCGCGGGCCAAGGGCUGCACGGCGGCCCAGCUGGCGCUGGCCUGGACGCGCCACCUUUCGGCGCGGCGGCGGGGGAUGCCGACGAUCGUGCCGAUCCCCGGGUCGACGUCCGCGGCGCGCGUGGCCGAGAACGCGGUGCAGGUCGCGCUGGGCGAGGCCGAGAUGGAUGCGAUUGAUGGGAUUCUGGCGACGUUUGAGGUCCGCGGGGAGAGGUAUCCGGGGCAUGUGGCGGUGAAUACUUAG